GCAGCAGCUGCAGAGCUCAACGGCAAAACUCGGCCCGUCACCACGUUUUACCUUCUCCUUUACAUUUAUUCGUUUAGGAGACGCUUUUCUCCAGUCUUGAGAUCCGGAGUCGAGGCCGCAGCAACAUGUUCAGGGUUCUGGCAAUCGUGUGCCUCGCGGCAGGCGCUCUGGCGCAGGACUGCUCCAUCCAAAGCUUCCAAGUGAUGCAAAACUUUGACAGACACAGGUAUGCCGGGACAUGGUACGCGGUGGCCAAGAAGGACCCGGUUGGGCUCUUCUUGCUGGACAACAUAAUAGCUCAGUUCAAUGUGGAAGCCGACGGUACGAUGACGGCCACGGCCAAGGGCAGAGUGAAGCUCUUCAACAACUUCGAGCUUUGCGCCAACAUGUUCGCCACCUUCGAGGAAACGGACAACCCCGCGAAGCUCAAGAUGAAGUACUGGGGAGCCGCUUCCUACCUUGAGAACGGAUAUGACGACCACUGGGUCAUUGACACCGACUAUGACAACUACGCCAUCCACUUCGCCUGCCGUGUGAUGGACCUGGACGGCACCUGCCUGGACAGCUACUCCUUCAUCUUCUCCCGGCACCCCGGUGGCCUCCGGCCCGAGGACCAGAAGAUCGUCACGCAGAAGAAGCAGGAGCUCUGCUUGCUCGGCAAAUACAGGCGUGUCAGCCACACAGGAUUCUGCGACAGCUGAUUUGGAACAGAUACCACAAAUCGAAUACUUUAACAAUGUAAAGAAAACUCCAAGUGGGUUUCCACCAGCCUUAUGAUCCCUGGGACACGCGAGGCCCAAUGUAUUAUAUAAUUCAAAACUAAUAAUGUAUAUCCUACUUCUCAAAGCCUUACUUAUGAAGCAUUUUGCCCCCCCCCCGCUCCAAGGAGGGGGGGAGAAAAAAAAAAAAAAAAAAA
Scleropages formosus (Asian bonytongue) is the source of this 916-nucleotide messenger RNA. It is a transcript of the gene rbp4, whose product is annotated as retinol binding protein 4, plasma. Gene Ontology annotation, biological process: retinol transport. Gene Ontology annotation, molecular function: retinol binding; retinol transmembrane transporter activity. The transcript is spliced from 6 exons. Lineage: Eukaryota; Metazoa; Chordata; Actinopteri; Osteoglossiformes; Osteoglossidae. The coding region runs from base 126 to 701 and encodes 191 amino acids. The record is from RefSeq and is a predicted model, not a curated record.